UGAAAGAAAAAUAUUUAGUGAUUUAUAAUACAUACGGUUCGCGUGAACUAUCUUUUAAUCUAAUAAAUAAAUGUUGUGUUCUACCGCAUAAAUUGAGUUAUGUAGAUUCAAGAUUGCAGUGUUUAAAAUAUAAUUUCGUGAAUAUGGAUGUGUCAGGCGCUGCAAAAACGCCAAACGCAGGCCUUUCGUUUAGAUAUAAUGCUAAUAAUGAAGAGCUAGAGGAAUUAUUUCAAGCUUGUAAUGAGGAUCAACCACCACAAAUCACAGAUACUUCAAUAAAAAAUGAGAAUGCUAGCCCAAAGAAAACAGAAAAAUCAUCUUCUAUCAUAGAUAAAUAUUUUAAAUCCAUGAGGUCUGAAAAACCUGUAGAAAAAGUGGAAGAUGUAAAAUGUGAGAAGCCACCAGAAGAAUCUAAGACUCCAUCUAAAGAUGUAACAGCUUCUCCAAUGAAAGAUUAUCUAAACAGGCUUGGUAAAAGGAGUACAUCAGAAAGUUCUGAUGUGAAAGAACCUAAUGAAACAUGGAAGAUAUUUCAUGAUUUCAAGUUUAAGAUAGCCCAAGCUGUUGAGGAUAUGAAAACUCGUUCAGUUGAAGAAGGAAAAGAAAAGUCAUUAUUAAGGGAGAACUCCACAUCAGACUCGGAGGAAAAUUCAGCUGUAAAAGAUUUAGAUCAACAAAGUAUAGGUGAUACUGAUAACCAGGUAUCAUCUCUUGAUAGCAGCCUACAAAACUUAUCAGAAGUGACUCAACCAGUAACUGCCAAGGUUAUAGAGAAAGAAAUAUGUGAUAAUGGCAACACGAAAAACCAUUCUGAUUCUAGUGAUGACACGCAGAAGAACUUAAGAAUAAGUGAAACGGAAUUAACGAAGAAAGUGUUAAAUGAUAAUAGUUUUGAAGUUGAAUCUGGUAUUGAAGCUUUAGAAGAUACAAUAGAUUCAUAUGGGGAUUUGAAUUCAGCUGAAAAUGAUAUACCUGUUGAAUUAAACUUCAAUUUACCAACUCCAGUACCGCCGUCUAAUUUUGGCUUGCCGCCAAGCAAGAACAAUCUUCACAAGCCGGAUUCUCAACAAAAGGAAAAGAAGACUUACUUCCUCAACUUUACAAUGUACUUUUUAACUAUCCUAUUAUUAAUAAAUUAUUUAUUAUUUCCUAAUGCAAAUAUUUGGAAUGGAUUUUGGUUAGGUAUAUGGGUGUUUAGUGUUGUGUGUGAAGUGAAACGGUGGGUACUGGACACAUACUUCAGUGAAUGGGAACCAAGUAGUGGUAGUUUCAUUCAGUUGAAGAGGAGUAGUAUGACUCCUGUCGCAUACACCAUACCAUCAGUCAAAGAACAUACACCCUUAAAAAAGUAUGAGGGCUGGAUUAAUCACUACAGGUUUCCGAGCUACGACCCUACCACCUACCAUAUAAACCAAACGACGACAGCAUUUAUGAAGUUGGAGGGCUGCAAUCUGCGAAUAUCGUACACGCGGACGAAGAUUGCGAAACGAGCUCUUUGGGACGAGAAAAUAGAUAAAGUGAACUUCUACCAGCACCGUCUGUACAACCUGACCAAUGCCAGGGUCAUACUGCUUCCAAAGGGACUUGUUAAAAGACGGCAAUGGAGCAAAAAAUAUCCAAUUUGCAUAAUACUCAGCGAAAAGGAGAAGAUUCAAGUACUGGAGAAGGAAAGCUCGAUAGAGAAGAAAAUGCCGGACUCGGUGGAUAAGAAGAAAGAGUCGAUGUUAGAAGUUGAGUGCGCGGAGACUAAUACAAGCCCGGAGAAGAAGAAGAAGUUUAUCUGGCGACGGAGGGAGAAGAGUGCAUCUCACGAACCGGAACCAGGUAAAGAAGGACUUCGACACAGAUUGGUCAGAAAAAUGCACAGAGACAAAAAAACCGACAGUGUCUCUACGCUGACGGACAACGAGGGUCCAGGGCUGAGUGACAAGACCACCCAGCAGGACGACACUCUGGAUGGCGAGGACUUGGGCACCAAGUCCACCGCCAGCACCAAGGAUGACGAAGACGACAUCGAUGACAACGAACUGAGCAAGAUCAAGGAGUUCCUGGAGCAGACGGAGUUGGACCCAGUCACAGAAGGACCAGUCGAGGGUGAAUGGAGUGUCCACGUGAAAAAGUCGAAGGACAAUCAUUCACACCUCUAUCUGUUCGCCAGGACCGGACGUGAUAAGCACGAGUGGUUCCGCCGACUUAUGACGGCAAUAAGCGACGCGAACGUAUCAACCGAUAGCUCCAGCCACGACGACAAGAACAUCAGCGAUAGCCCCGCGCCAGAGAAGGAACCCAUAGAACUUGCGGUUUACAAGAUCUCUGAUAAGGAGACUGUUGCUUUUGGAAAGUCAAAAACUGCAGAAUCGAUAUCAGAUGGUGCGAGUAUAGCUACACCAGCCCCUGCACAUCCACUGCCGUUCAGCUUGGAAGCCUAUGACAAAACUUUCUGGCCGUACAUAUUGAAAAUCAUACAGACGCACGAAGUGAACACAAAACAAACGGCGGACGUCGGCGUCAUGUGUCAGUUAGAGCCGUCGCCGCACGAAAAGGGCAAAAGUAAAAGGAAGAGAAAAGACAGUCAACCAACGUCACCUGACUGCGAUUGUAGAACGUUGCCUGCUGAGGUGACGUGGGUGAACACAAUGCUGGCACGAAUUAUGUAUGACGUCAUGAGAGACCCAAUACUCAUUACCAGGCUACAGAAUAAGAUACAGAGGAAAUUACACACGCUCAAGCUGCCGUCGUUCAUGAGCCCGCUGCUGGUGACGGAGCUGUCACUGUCGGGCGCGUGUCCGCUCGUGAGCGGCGUGGCGUCGCCGGCGUGUGACGCGCGCGGCGUGUGGCUUGACGCACAGCUGCGGUACGACGGCGGCGCACGCAUCGCAAUCCUAACGCAGAUCAACCUGAUGAAGCUCAAGGAAAAGAUCUCCACAGAUGUAACCCUCGAAGACCAACUGUUGGCAGACAACAUCGUAGACCACGACAUGAGCGUACCAGUGACCAGCAUCCUUCAGACAGAGAAGCAGAUGAGGAACUUGAAGCCGGCUGUAUAUGACUCGGAUGUAGAAGACUCGGCAGAGUCCAGCAGCGACGAGGAGACGCCGCCGGUGCAGCCUGUCGACAGCGAGGAGAAGUUCUUGAUCAAUGACGCGUCGACAGCUAGUGUUGAGGGUGGAUCUUCAAAGAAGAAGUUCCUUCGAAUGGUGGACAAAAUUGCGACGAAUAAGUAUUUCCAGCAGGUGACGGACUACAAGUACAUCAAACGAGCUAUGGAGGGUCUGUCCAACACGGACAUAAAGCUACACGUGGAAGUACACGGACUGGAGGGGAGGCUCGCUAUCAACCUGCCACCGCCGCCACACGACAGAAUAUGGAUCGGUUUCCGAACGAACCCGCAACUAGUACUGAAGGCGCGGCCGGCUUUCGGCGCUCGCACUCUCAAGUUCGCACACAUCACCAACUGGAUCGAACAGAAGCUGCUCAAAGAGUUCGAGAAAGUUCUAGUGCUGCCCAAUAUGGAGGACUUUAUCAUUGACGUCAUGACCCCGACGCCGGUUGACUUUGAGUAGUUCCUUACUGCUUCAGGUAGUGUGGUAAAACUUACAUCAGUAAUUCUUAUAAUUGGUGUUAAGACUAAGUGGUAGAUCUAUUUGGGUCAUCAUACCGUUAGUUGAAAGUAUUACGGAUUGUUAUAUAAGUAUGUACCUGUUACUAUUUGCCCGGCCGCGGCGAAAUAGAAUUUUAGUGCAUUGAACUGUAUUUUCUCCAUUAGAGUCUCUACCGGUAAUAGCGCAUAUGUUAUUGGGAAUAGAUCUAGAUCUAGGUCACAAUUUUUAUAUUGAUCGAGUAUUUAGCAAUUUCAUGUAAAGUUACGCAUCAACCUAAGGCGUAACGUACCGCGAUUCAACUCCAGUCUCAUGUGCCUGCCCAUCAGUGCACUUACGCCUAUACAUUACGAUAUAAUUUAGUAUUAGUUUACAUACAGCCAAGUGGCAUUAUGAGGUCAAUGACCUAAAUUUUCUCUUCUCUGCGACCGGAGUAUUGAGUAGCUUUAGUUGCUUAAAAAUGUCCAAAUAUGUAACUAUUUUAUACUACUAACUUAUUAUUGUAUAUCCAAUGAUAUUAUAUACAUUAAAAAGGACCAUUCUAUAUUUAAAUGACGCGCGCAUGGCGUGGCUCGGUUGUGUCAUAUUUGGGACGCAUUUUGACAGUAGUGUUUGUUUACACAAUGUUUGAUAGUAACAAACGCUGUCUUGUUUUUUUUCAAACUACCUUUUAAUAUUAUCGUUUCAUUGUGCCAGUAUGGUGUGUAAAACAAUUUUGGAAGUUAGUAUAUAUUUAUGGAGUGUAUUACAUAUCUAUAUUAUAAUAUCAUUGAGUAUACCUAUUUUUUGCAAUCCUUCAAAUAUCCAAUCGAUUAUCGUUAAAGUUUGUUAAAUUUAUAACAAAAAUAUACAGCGCCCCUAGCGGCUACUAUAUGAACUAUAUUUGAAGUGGAUUUUGUUAUUGUGAAAAUAUUAUUACUAAUUAUUAUUAUAAUGUAUUAUAGUAGAAAAUUCUAACUACAUUGGCGGAAACAAAGUUUGCCUAUACAUACGUUUCUCACUUACCGAGCCCCGGCAAUAUUAUCAAUACUGCCGGUGACGGACCUACAAUAAUUAUUACUUUUUUUUCGUUUUAUAACUCAUUCAGUGAGCAUCGCAUUUAUAAAAAUAUGUAAAUAUAAUAUAAAUAGACUGUUGUUUUUUUUUUUAAUUUUUUAUUUAGCUUCAUUAGUUUUUUUUAUUUAUAAUAUUAUAAUACGAAUCCAUAUCUUAAUAAAUAAAGGUAUAUCUAUCAAAUUGAAUACAUAAUUAAUAUAUUGGAAGGUAGUUGUUUAGAAAAGAAAUGAGCAUAUUUCAAACAUAGAUCUUAUAAACAGAUAUAGAAAGUAUUUAUUUAUUUAUUACAAAGUAUUAUCUGUUAAGUACGUAUAUUUGAAAUAGCAUGACUGGAUAUCACAUGAGGUGGUCAUGAUACAAGUGGGAGGCUCCUUUGCACCGGAUGUCGGCUAGAUUGUGGGUACCACAACUCCGCCUAUUUCUGCCGUGAAGCAGUAAUGUGUAAGCAUUAUUGUGUUUCAGUCUGAAGGGCGCUGUAGCUAGUGAAAUUACUGGACAAAUGAGACUUGACAUCUUAUGUCUCAAGGUGGCGAGCGCAGUUGUAGUGCCGCUCAGAAUUUUUGGGUUUUCAAUAAUCUUGAGGAGGAACAAGACGAGCAGGACGUUCAGCUGAUGGUAAUUCAUACGCCCUGCCCAUUACAAUGCAGUGCAGCUCAGGAUUCUUGAUAAACCCAAAAAUUCUAGGCUGCACUACAAGUGCGCUCGUCACCUUGAGAUAUAAGAUGUUAAAUCUCACUCGCCCAGUAAUUUCACUAGUUACGGCGUCCUUCAGACCGAAACACAAUAAUGUUUACUGCUUCACGGCAGAAAUAGGCGCCGUUGUGGUACCCAUAAUUUAGCCGGCAUCCUGUGCAAAGCAGCCUCACACAACACAUAACACAGUGUCUUACAAAUCGCGAGUGUAAGCUUGUCACGCACAUUAUUAAACCUGGCCUGUUUUCAUUGGUUGUCUAUAGUCGGUUGUAUACACAGCUAUAGACUCUAUCUAGGCUGAUAAAUACGGCAUGCCUCACGUGCGCUAUUGACUGCCCUUUGACGUGUGGUCUUGAUGAACAAUAAAAAGGCACAGAGCUCUAUAUAUAGCUAUAUUCAGCUAUAUAUAGCUAUAUUCAGCUAUAUAUAGCUAUAUUCAGCUAUAUAUAGCUGAAAAUAGCUAAUGAGAGCCUCAUGUGCUAUUCGGCCAUGUUGCAUCCAAUUGACUUUCUUAGAUAGUAACAUGAUAAAUUUUGUAUUUGUAGUUAUAAAUUUUAAGUCGAAAGCGUAUAUUUUAACAUGACUCUCACUAUUUAUUUUUAAAGAGAAAUCUUCUAAAUACCUGUUUUUAAAACGAGCUUCUCACUAGAACUUAAAAUUCGACAAUAAUUCUAAAUUACAUCGCGCUUCGUGUAUUUUUAAUUCUAUAAAGUUUAUCAUAGUUUCUCAACCUUAUUUUGCUCACCGCCCCCUUUGAGAAUAUGUUUUUUUCUAGAGUAUUUCCGUGUAUUUUUUUGCCUUUUUGGACUAUAUUUUUUAAUCUACCCACGCCCCAUCUGCGCCAUCUCAAUGCCCCCUAAUUUUCUCUGGGUCUUCUACUGCCCCCCCCCCCGCAACUGUGAAAACGCCGAGAAAAAUUGCGGUUGACUGUUAACCUCUAUUUUGAGCAAUGCACGCACACAAACAAAAGUAAUAAACUUGGUCUGUUUUUAUCGGUUGUUUAAACAGCAAGUAACUAGAUGUAUGAAUUAUCAAAGCCAUAAUGUGUUACAAUCUUAAAAUAACAUUAAGUAAGCCAUACCUUUUUUUUACGAAAAUAAGUGACGAGAUGAGCAGGACGUUCAGCUGAUGGUAAUUGAUACGCCCUACCCAUUAGAAUGUAGUGUCGCUAAGGAUUCUUGAAAAACCCAAAUAUUCUGAGCGGCACUACAAUUGCGCUCGUCACGUUGAGACAUAAGAUGUUAAGUCUCAUUUGUUCAGUAAUUUCACCAGCUACGGCGCCCUUAAGACCCAUAAUCUAGCCGGCAUCCUGUGCAAAGGAGCCUCCCACUGGCAUGGUUACUUGCGUGACCAAUUUCGAUUCAUCAGUGUGUGCGUUAGGUAGUGGUUAAUUAAUAGUUAUUCAAAAUACGAAGGAACUAAUGCGAUGUGUGGCUGACUGUUUACGACUUAACAAUCGAAAUCGUUAGCAAUAGAUACGCUUUACUUUUUUAUCUUGCUCUAUCUUUGUUAAAGGUGUUCUUCUAUCUCGGACGUCGUCCUUUGAAUGUCCUAUACUCUUGUGUCCUUACAAAUAAACUUGGUAUUAAGUUAUACCUGAGAAUAUACCAAGAAUAUGCAAAAUGUGUACAAAUAGUCAUUUUGCUUUUUUGGUUUAUUCGGACGUAUAACGUUUUCCGCGUUUAUUUGCAUGGCUGGUAGACAUUUUAGACCAGUACUGAAGCCUUUAAAAAUGAUAAAAAGUGAAAAAAAAAUAAUAGUAGGAUGAAACCCAUUGGAAACGGAAGAGAAUAUAACAAAAUUGAAAACAAAAAAUAAAUUACGUACCAAAAACCUUGGUCUGUUUGUCUAAUUAUAUUAUAUCCAAAUUAUUGCUGCUACGAAAUAACACGAAUGAAUUCUCUAUGAAACGCCUUUUGAUGGGCUUAAAUUUUCCAAACAUUUACCAUUGUAAUUUAUAUUUUUUUACACUAUCGGAAAGUAGAGAUUUUGACGAACAGAAAACAGACCCUGGUCUAUUUGGAAAACUUCAGAAUUAUCAUUGUAUUGACUGUGUUGUCACCGAUAUAGUCAACAUAUUGUAUAUUUUUGGUUUUCAAAAUUUCAUCUGAAAAUAUUUUUAUGAGUGUGAGAUGUAACGAUAGAGUCAUGUGAUCCCUGAUGGUAUGUGAAAUACCGGUUCCCAUUAGAAUUGCCUAGAGUUCUUGAUUGAACCCAAAAUUCGUCACUUUGAGACAUAAGAUGUUAAGUAUCAUUAGCCCAGUAAAUCAUCUUCCGAACCGAAAAAGUAGUGUUUGCAUAUUACGGCUUCACGACAGAAAAAGGCGCCAUUACAGUACCUGCAGCGCCAUCUAGCGGGCAUCCUGUGUGAACAAGUAUUGUAACGAGAUAUAAUAUGUUUCAAUUCAUUAAUGUUUCAUCACUGACCUGUAUUCUGUAUGUACCACUGGACAGGCUGUUCGAUACGUUUGACAGCAAAGUUAUUGUGCCUAUUUGAAGCGCCACUCGCGAGCGUCCAGAGAACUAAUUUUGACAUACUAUAGGCUGCGAAGGAACGUUAUUGUAACCCUGAAGUAUUUUUGCAUUUUGAAUUAUUUCUUUCGUUACCCGUGUUAUUUACACUUCAAGAUCAACGCAAUGAAGUAAAUAAAUAGUUUCCCACCAUCUAUCGAUGUUUGCUGAGGUUGUCAUCACUAGUUUUAGUACCGCAGACUCUCUCUACAUGGCUAACAGCGCCAAAAUGGCGAAUAUCAAACAGGCACAAAAGCACUUUGACAGCCACGAGUAGGUCAGUGAUGUUUCAUUGUUUCGUCUCUCUGAUUAUUAAAAUGUAAUGUAUUGAUAUUUGUCAAAAUAUUUAUAUACAAGAUGAGGUUUCCAAAAUAUUAGUUUAAAUAGUUAAUUCUCGUAAUAAUCAAUAGUAGGUAAAUGAAAAUAUGAGAGAGAUUGUAGAUAUUUGUUUGUUAUUCUAGUAGGUAUAUUAAAACUGUUAGCCGGAACUCCGAUCCAAAACAAAUGUUAUAUUAUGUAAAUAAAUAUUAUUGUACUUUUUAUUAUUUUCGUCGGCGUAAUCGUUCUUGAUUUUGUUAAAAAAAUAAUUUU
Messenger RNA from Leptidea sinapis, 8450 nucleotides. Its product is annotated as testis-expressed protein 2. The transcript has 21 exons. The coding region runs from base 144 to 3563 and encodes 1139 amino acids. Gene Ontology annotation, cellular component: endoplasmic reticulum. The record is from RefSeq and is a predicted model, not a curated record. Gene Ontology annotation, molecular function: lipid binding. Lineage: Eukaryota; Metazoa; Arthropoda; Insecta; Lepidoptera; Pieridae.